Messenger RNA from Spinacia oleracea (spinach), 4215 nucleotides. RefSeq names its product protein FAR1-RELATED SEQUENCE 6. Gene Ontology annotation, biological process: regulation of DNA-templated transcription. The record is from RefSeq and is a predicted model, not a curated record. The coding region runs from base 99 to 3296 and encodes 1065 amino acids. Gene Ontology annotation, molecular function: zinc ion binding. The transcript is spliced from 4 exons. Lineage: Eukaryota; Viridiplantae; Streptophyta; Magnoliopsida; Caryophyllales; Amaranthaceae.
CCUUUUAUUUUUUAUUUUUUAUUUUUUAUUUUUGCAUUUUUCUACUGCGAAGUUCGAACACCUUGAUAACUAGAUCCAUCAAAGCCGGUUAACUCGACAUGGGAGCGCCAGACUCAGCAACGAUCGACAAUCCUUGUUCAUCAGCAACUCUGCAAUCGGUAACAGAUCCUGUGCUCGUGAAUUCUGGUGAGGAGAAUUCUGUGGAAAUUGAAAACGAGAAGAUCAUGGGCAAUGAAUCUGCUGAUGAAAGAAUCUGUAACCUGUUUAAUGUUGAUCUGGACAGCACAACAGUAGAUUUUGAAGCUGCUGGUAUUGAGGAAGUAGAGGAGAUGGAGUCUUCAACGCUGAAUGGAGACAUGGAUAACGAUAUAUGUCAAAGUUCAGCUAAAACAUACAAUGGGGCGGAUCCCAUAGAGGUAAAUGAUCUUUUGAAGAAUCUUGAUAUUCCAUUGGAAACACCAAGUGCGGGGAUGAUUUUUUUGAGUGAGGACGAUGUUGAAAGAUAUUAUAAAGCAUAUGGAAAGCAACAAGGGUUUCUAAUUGUCCGUGGUGGUAAUGGAUACCAAUGGAAGAAUAAAGGUGUCAAGAGGUCUGCAACUUGGACAUGCGACUGUGCUGGUUUACCAAGGGUACGUGAACGGGGAAAAAGUACGACUCAGCAAGCAUUGACAAGUGCACCACUUGUGAAAUCUAAGAAAUGUCAAUGCCCAGCAAAAUUGUAUGCUGUGGUUUGUUCUGAUGGUAAUUGGUUGGUGAAGCAUGUUGUGCUGGAGCACAUGAACCACACACUAAGCCCAAACAAGUUUGGGUCCACUCCAGAUUGUAGGAAAUUACCCUCUAAUGAUGUAAAGCAGAAGUUAUUAACGGAUAUUGAAGGCGGUAUUUCUCACGCUCAGCCCUUGGCAUUCCUGCUGCCCAAGAGAAAUGACAUGGACCAAAAGCCAUUUGGUAGAGUAAUAAAUUUGGAGGCUGUCGAUGUCUCUGAAGGAGAAAAGAUGAUGCCAUCUCUGCUGAAUAAAGAGGUGGAUGAAGAUAUAUGCAAAACCUCUGCCAAAGCAUGCAAUGUGAGGGACACUCUGGAGGUAGAUGAUCUUUUAAAGAAUCUUAAUAAUACUAUGUUGGAACCACCAAGGGUAGGGAUGGGAUUUUCAAGCGAUGAAGAAAUUGAAAAAUAUUAUAAAGCAUUUGCUAAGCAACAAGGGUUUCAAGCUGUCCGUCAUGGUACUGGGUAUCACUGGAAGAAUAAAGGUGUCAAGAGGGCAGCAACUUGGACAUGUGAUUGUGCUGGCUUACCAAGAAUACAAGAUCGACGUAAAAUUAAGAUUCAACCAACAUGUGAUAGUGAUGUCAGGAAGCUGACAAAUGCGCCGCUUAUAAAGUCUAAGAAAUGUCAAUGCCCAGCUAAGCUGUAUGCUGUGGUGUGUGCGGAUGGAAACUGGAUGGUGAAGCAUGUCGUGUUGGAGCACAAGAACCACACUCUAAACUCAAGCAAGUCUAGUUGUAUUUCAGAUCGUAGUAAGAUAACCUACCAAGUCAAGCAGAAAUUAUUAGAUGAUGUAGAAGCUGGUUUAUCACCUGAAAGGACCUUGGUACCGUUGAUUCCCCAGAGAAAUGUUAUGGACCAAAUACCAGAAGAAGAUUUGUGGAAUAAUAUUGACAGUGAAAGGAGGCUGAAUUUCAUGAAUGGUGAUGCUCUUGCACUCCAACAGUUUCUUUUGAGAAUGUAUCAAGAUAAACAGGACUUCUUCCAUGCAUAUCGGCUUGAUUGUAAUGGUUAUUUGAAGGAUGUCAUGUGGGUGGAUGCCAGAAGUAGGGAAGCAUAUUAUGAAUUUGGUGAUGUUGUUUACUUUGACACCACAUGCUUGACAAACGGAUAUGACUUGCCACUAGCAAGCUUUGUUGGUGUCAACCAUCAUGGGCAAAGUAUAUUGCUUGGUUGUGUUCUAGUCUCUCGUGAGGAUCUGGAAACAUUCAAGUGGGUGUUGAGGACGUGGUUGCGUUGCAUGGGUGAUCGAGCACCAGGAGGAAUAGUCACUCAACAAUGUAUUCCAUUGAAGGAGGCACUGGUUGAAGUGAUGCCAGACACUAUUCAUCGAUGGUGUAUAGGGCAUAUUUUAUGCCAGGUGCCCCAUAAAUUUGAAAGGAUGUUCCAUUAUGAGGAAUAUCACCAGAAGUUGAAGGAGAUUGUGUGGGACUCAUUGACCCCAGAAGAGUUUGAAAAUGGAUGGGGUGAACUGAUGACUGAAUUUGAAUUGGAGGGCAAUGAAUGGCUUGUCGGUUUGUACGAGGAGAGAGAAAUGUGGGUACCUGCUUAUCUAAAUCAUAUGUUUUGGGCAGGGAUGAUGACAAAAUCUAGGGCUGAAAGCAUGAACAAAUAUUUUGAUGGCUAUAUAGAAAAGAAGACAGGGAUAUGUGAGUUUCUGGAAAACUAUUUUUCCGCAGUAGAGAAGUGGGUACGUGAUGAAAUGGAGGAGGAUGCUACUUGUACACGUAACAUGAGAUCUCCUGUCACUGAUUUUGCUGUUGAAUUGUUCUUUCAGAAAGUGUACACUGAUGCCAAGUUUGUUGAGGUUCAAAGAGAAUGCCAAAGAGUCCUUUACUGUAACGCAAUGGAACAAAAACAGUUAUCAGAAACAACGAUGGAACAUGUCAUUCAGGACAGAGUGUGGACUGAAAUUUUUCCAAACAAGGGUAAAGAUGUACCCAGUGAGAGAAAAAAUUUGCAUCGAGUGACAUUUCAGACAGAUACUUAUGAAGUGAGGUGUGAUUGCAAACUGUUUGAGUGCCAUGGGAUUUUGUGUCGGCACAUUAUAAGGGUCUUGGACUUGUAUAGUGUGCAGAAAGUCCCAGAGAAGUACGUGUUAAGAAGAUGGUGUAAGGAUGUGAGGAGGAAAUACUCCAAUAUCCAAGUGGCACACCGUGAUCCUUUAAACUCAGCACAAAUGAUUCGUUAUGAUAAGAUGCAACUAGAAUUUGAUGUUGUUGCUAACCUCGCUAUGAAAUCAGAUGACUUGUGCGCUUCUGUAAUGCAAGGAAUCCAUGAGCUUAAGCGAAAGGUCGAAGAAGCUGAUGGUCAGAGGUUAAGCAGGUGCAACACCACUGUCGUAUCAGUUGAUCAUAUUGGAAAUGAUAACGAGAGCAUUGUUACCACAAAGAGGAAAGAAAUGAUCACCAAAUAUCCUCCUCGUAGGGCGAAAAUUUGUCGGUCAAGUGAGAUUGUGGAGAUGCCUUUAGCUGAGAUGAGUGUGCAAAACAAGAGAGCUAGGCCUGAGCAAACUCUUUCCCAGGUUUUAUGAACUGCUCUGAAUCUUCUGAGGACAUACCAUCAUGCUUAUUUAUGCCUAUAUUCUGUGAACGUUAAGAUCAUAACCUAGGUUUAAAAUAUUGGAAACUGGUGGUCCUCAUUUGAUAAAACCAAUGAAGCUGUUAAUGAGGUCAAGAAGGAUGAGUUUGCUUCAUAUUAGCUGACAUUUUGAAGCAAAUCAAGUUGAUAUUUGAGGCAUGAGAUUUGAACUGGGGCAAGGCAAUGCUAGCAUUUUACAUUGAGAGCCAAUGAGGAACCUGAAGAUCUGUUUUUUUUAUCUUUUAUAUUUUAUAUAACUCUUGGAUUGAAGAUUUGGGUUUCUAUAUAAACUGAAGAGUAAAUUUGCUAUUGCUUAAUGAGUUUCUUUUGGAUUACUGUAAGUUGGUAACCGGCCAUGAUUUAUUGUUUAAACAUGAUUAUAAGACUAUCACUGUUAUGGCAGGUAUGAAGACGGAAUUAUAUGAUGAUUUUGUGAUGUUGAAGAACCACUUGAAUUCCAAUCACAAUAUUUGGCGAAGGGCUAGAAGUUUGCAGAUGGUAUACUCAGAUAUGCCUAGAUGGGUUCUACAAAUGGAUAAUGAUGUACACAAAAGCCCUGGAGCUGUGGGCAUGGGGAUACUUAAUGUCAGUCCAAGCUCCAAAAGAAGCCGUGGGAAGCUUGGUUGGGCAGUUGGAAAUAACCCGGAAUCCUUAUGGGUGAAGUGUUAACUGUUAAGUGGGUGCAUUUCAUUUAUAUUAAAGGGAAGAGGUGGAAUGGGAACUCUCCUCCCAAUAGUGUCAGCUGGCCGACUGAUACAUUUGCAAAGAAUAUUACUCCGAUUGUAGCUGCCAAAACAUAUGUUACAUUACAUUAUAUUAAAACAGACACCGAAAAAAUAAAUCCAAGGAAAUUAUUACUUCUUCUAAGGAAA